Solea solea (common sole) is the source of this 1604-nucleotide messenger RNA. RefSeq lists its product as uncharacterized. The transcript is spliced from 7 exons. The record is from RefSeq and is a predicted model, not a curated record. Lineage: Eukaryota; Metazoa; Chordata; Actinopteri; Pleuronectiformes; Soleidae. Bases 206 to 1459 code for a protein of 417 amino acids.
UUUUGUGGCGACGCCCUGUUGAGUGGGUGGGCCAGGGAAACAUACCGCGGACAACUACAACAACAACACGAUAGACUUAAAUCCGCAAUUUUAACGUUGUCGUUUUGUCGGAGUGUUGGUGUGACAGUAACAUGUCAGCAGUUGCACAUAGUUGAUGAACUACACGCAGUAGUAUCGCGCUCACCAGGUCGGCUCUGGACUCGAGAUGUGUCGCUGCACGAUGUUCGUGUUGCUUUUGACACUCGGUAUCGCUCUCUGUACCGGCUAUGAGACUGAUGAUGUGAAUUAUGGCGACCAAUUCAGGAUAAGGCUGUCUUAUAGAGCCCACACGCUGAUGUUUUUCCGUGAUGGCAACUCAGAUGGGACGAUCCUGUGGAGCCGUUACAGUUCUGCAGACACUGACAGGGGGAACAAGAUUGGUGUCUACUAUAUAAUAGAUAAAUCAACCCCACAGGACAGUGGCAGGUAUGAAGUAAGGGAUAAAAAUGGCGACCGUCUGUCCGAAAAGUCAAUUUCUGUAAACGCAAUCACAAGGACCAUUCAACUGACAGCUCAUGAGGAAUUCGGCUUCAAUUUUAAUCUAGAACAAGACUCCUGUAACAUAAAAUUUAAACCAUUAAGUCAAUAUGAAGAGUUUGUUUUAGUUGUUAGAGGCACAAUGCGGAGGGUUAAAUAUAACGAUAUCUGUGAAGAGCUUAGAUUUUCGCCACCAUGUGAGAUUUACUGUAAGGAAGUUAUAAAGUCAUGCGAAGGAUACUUUGAGGUCCAUGACAAUGAUGACAACCUGGCUUGGCGGUUGGAACUGAGUGUUGAGUCUCCCGAAUUUGAGGCUUUUGAUGUAAAUUCCGUCAUUUUUCCCACUGUCAUUCCCGGUGUCAUAAUUGCCUGCUGUUGUUGUUUGAGGCGCCUAUGCUGCAAGAAAAGCUCCAAAAAGGACAAACCGACUGAAAAUGAACCUGUUCUGUUGAGGAGGACUGAUUUCAGUGAACACUCUGAGACGCCAUACCCAGCUCAGCCUAAUGCUUCAACUGGCCCACUGAUACACAACCCUCCUGUGAAUGUACCGCCUGCAUAUUCUGAGGUUUCAGCUCCACGAGUCCCGACACAUGCUCCCAAUGUCCCUCCCUCCUAUGCUCCCACUGUCCCUCCGCCAUAUGCUCCCACUGUCCCGGUGUCCUGGGAUCCCACUGUCCCUCCCUCCGAUGCUCCCACCGUCCCUGUAUCCUUCACUCCCACUGUCCCUCCCUCCUCUGCUCCCACUGUCCCGGUGUCCUAUAAUCCCACUGCCCCUCCUUCCUUUGCUCCCACUGUCCCGGUCUCCUUCGCUCCCACUCUUCUUCCCUCCUCUGAGUAUGAGCCACGCUUUGAACUGAAGAGUUUUACCCUUUCCUCAUACUCCCCUCUCAGUUCAGACUCAACUGAGGGCGGUGUCUAUCAUUCAGACAAGCUGAACUUCUGAAAACCUUCAAAUUUAAUGGUGCACUCAAACUGGUCAAGUUUCACAUUAGCGUUACGUUAAAAAAUAGUUUCAUAUUUAGGUAUACAGUGUGUAUAUAUAUAUAUAUAUAUAUAUAUAUAUAUGUGUGUGUAUGUGUGUGUGUGUG